Messenger RNA from Enhydra lutris kenyoni (northern sea otter), 2098 nucleotides. Its product is annotated as MGAT4 family member C. Gene Ontology annotation, molecular function: acetylglucosaminyltransferase activity. The record is from RefSeq and is a predicted model, not a curated record. Gene Ontology annotation, biological process: protein N-linked glycosylation. Lineage: Eukaryota; Metazoa; Chordata; Mammalia; Carnivora; Mustelidae. Bases 79 to 1515 code for a protein of 478 amino acids. The transcript is spliced from 4 exons.
GCGAUUAUACUUCCCCACAGCCUUGAAGUCAGGAGUGGUAAGGUGACUAGUAGUUAUGCCCCUUUUCCCCAGGAUAGAAUGUUUAAAUUUUAUCAAAUGAAGCACAUUUUUGAAAUACUUGAUAAAAUGAGAUGCCUGCGAAAACGUUCCACAGUGUCAUUCUUGGGAGUUCUUGUCAUUUUCCUUCUCUUUAUGAACUUGUACAUUGAAGACAGCUAUGUUCUGGAAGGAGACAAACAACUUAUAAGGGAAACAUCCACACACCAGCUGAAUUCAGAACGUUAUGUGCAUACUUUCAAAGAUUUAUCUAAUUUCUCAGGAGCCAUCAAUGUCACCUAUCGCUACUUAGCUGCCACACCUUUACAAAGAAAGCGCUUUCUUACAAUUGGACUUUCAUCAGUGAAACGAAAAAAAGGAAACUAUUUACUUGAGACGAUCAAGUCAAUUUUUGAGCAAUCCAGCUACGAAGAGUUGAAGGAAAUUUCAGUGGUGGUUCACCUGGCAGACUUUAAUUCAUCCUGGCGUGAUGUCAUGGUCCAGGAUAUUACACAGAAAUUUGCCCACCAUAUUAUUGCAGGAAGAUUAAUAGUUAUACAUGCUCCAGAGGAAUAUUACCCAAUCCUGGAUGGCCUUAAAAGAAAUUACAAUGAUCCAGAAGACAGAGUCAGAUUUCGUUCUAAGCAAAAUGUAGAUUAUGCCUUUCUGCUUAAUUUUUGUGCCAAUACUUCAGACUAUUAUGUAAUGCUCGAAGAUGACGUUCGAUGUUCAAAAAAUUUCUUAACUGCCAUCAAGAAAGUCAUUACAUCCCUAGAAGGAACCUACUGGGUAACUCUUGAGUUCUCUAAACUUGGCUACAUCGGAAAACUUUAUCAUUCUCAUGAUCUCCCACGUUUGGCACACUUUUUAUUAAUGUUUUAUCAAGAAAUGCCUUGUGAUUGGCUAUUGACUCAUUUUCGGGGCCUUUUAGCUCAGAAAAAUGUGAUCCGUUUUAAACCAUCUCUCUUUCAGCACAUGGGUUAUUAUUCAUCGUAUAAAGGGACUGAGAAUAAGCUGAAGGAUGAUGAUUUUGAAGAAGAGUCAUUUGACAUCCCUGAUAACCCUCCUGCAAAUCUCUACACCAAUAUGAAUGUUUUCGAAAAUUAUGAAGCAAGCAAGGCUUAUAGUAGUGUUGAUGAGUACUUUUGGGGGAAACCACCUUCAGUAGGAGAUGUCUUUGUGAUUAUAUUUGAGAAUCCAAUUUUAAUUAAAAAAAUUAAAGUGAGUACUGGAACAGAAGAUCGGCAAAAUGACAUUUUACAUCAUGGAGCCCUAGAUGUUGGGGAAAAUGUUGUAGAUUUCAAACAAAGUAAACACUGUGUUACUUACUUAAGACUAGGGGAAUUCAAAAAUGGAAACUUUGAAAUGUCAGAGGUGAAUCAAAAAAUUCCAUUUGACAUAAAUUGUAUAAGGAUAUAUGUUACCAAAACGCAAAAAGAAUGGCUGAUUAUUAGGAGCAUUAGCAUUUGGACUUUUUAACCAAUUAAAUCGAUAUGUCCAGCUAUCGAAGCAGGCUUUCCUGUUUCCUUUUUUGCUACCUUCCCUUUUGCUAUUGUUUGUUGGAGGGAAAGCAAUGGAUGGGAUAUUUUCAAGGAAAAGUCUAAUCAUUUUGGCAGUUUUGAUUCUCAUAUUGUCAACAUAAUUUUAUUCUAAUCCACACUUGUAUUUAUUUUAACUCCUAAAGUUUAUGGUUAAUGCUACUUUUAUUUAUAUUUUUAAUGUGUUGAUGUUAGUACCAAAAUUUUAAUUAAAUGUCAAAAAUACGACAUGAAAGAUUUAAAGUGAGAAAAUUUAGUUUGCUGGAUGGUGAGUCUUGAAAAACAGUUGCCAACUGUGUGCACUUCCUCAAGAAUUAAAACAUUCAUUAUAUCAUCAGAUAGCUUUUAUUAAGCAUCUAUGUGAAUAUGCAGUUGGUUAGAAUGAUAAUCUUUUUUUUUUAUUGUAAACAUAGAUUUUCAUAGACUUCUGUACAUCUACAAUGAAUACCUCCUUAUAGAAAGUGAUGUCUUUACAACAGAAUUUUGUGCAUAGGUGGAGUGAUGGAAAGAAAAAAAAAAUGACU